AUGCAGGGCGAAGCAGGCCGGGAUGAGCAGGAGGAGGAGGAAGCAGAGAAGAGGAGGACCUUUGACCGGCUGACAGAGGCGGCAAGCGAGCUGCUCGACUUGGGGCAUGAAGACAUCUACCAGGAGACGCGGGAGACACUGGUGGUGUCUUUGAGCGGGGGCAUGCAGAAAUCGAGCUCGUACAUCUGGCAUGACGAUGGGCAGUCUGUACCACGCCAGCAUGACCCCCUGGAUCACAUCACCACAUUCAGGGACCUUCCCAGCACUGCUGGCAGGUCCGAUGGAGUUCCCUAUCGCAGAGCUGGGCUGGGCACCAAGCAGGAAGCAGGCCAGGAUGGUGCGACAGCAGAGCCGCAACCAGUACCACAGCCAGUGCCUGCGCCAGAAAGGGAGCCAAUUGAGGAGCGGAACAAGAGGCUGGCCGGCAGCACUGCAGCCAAGGCGGCAGCCGGCGCAUGGGAUUUCCGCUCUGGGGUUCACUACAAAUAUGACGGGCCGGGCGCCUCAAAGCCUGCCAGCUUGAAAGCACCCGAGCCGCAGCUCACCAGGACUGAGAGGCCGCCGCCUGUGCCCAAGCUGGCCCCUUUGCCGCCUGCCCCUGUGAGGCCCAUGGCUCCGACAAGUGGCGGCUACCCUCUGCCGCCGGCACAUGCAGCUUCCACCAGCUACUCUGCAUACCCACCCCACCCUGCUACAGCAUACCCCUAUGCCCCACCACAUGCGGGGCACUGGCAGCAGCCUCCGCCUUAUGCAGGAUACCCUCAGCCACCAAGCGUUGCUGCAGCCCCACCUGCUGCAGUGCCUUACCCAGGAGCUGAGUACCAGCAAUGGCAGCAGUACUCAGGAGCCCCCCCUCCUGCGUACCCAUACACCUGACAUGCAGACUGCAUAAUGCAGUACCUUGCGCGAUAGACUUGUGUUGCUUUCGCAAUAUUUCAAUUUUACAAGUUUACUGGGUGGUUCACAUCAGACCUAUAUAGGUACAGCGCUCUCAAUUGCCUGGCAACAAAUGAUAACAAAACCAUACAUUUCAGGAUAACUCACUCACUCCGAUGUUUCAUGAAUCUUGUUUGUAAAUAACAAACAGC
Molecule: messenger RNA, 1088 nt
Organism: Coccomyxa subellipsoidea C-169
Lineage: Eukaryota; Viridiplantae; Chlorophyta; Trebouxiophyceae; Coccomyxaceae
Exons: 5
Coding region: 1-876 (291 amino acids)
Source: RefSeq, a predicted model, not a curated record